This is a messenger RNA of Entrophospora candida, 200 nucleotides long. NCBI's taxonomy places the organism in Eukaryota, Fungi, Glomeromycota, Glomeromycetes, Entrophosporales, Entrophosporaceae. The record is from the annotation of a GenBank genome assembly.
UACAAAUCAAGAUCAAGAAGAAAGCUUUUGAAAAACUUACCAGUGAUUCCUUUGACCAAAAAAACCCAAUUACAUUACGGAAAGUCUAAAGAUCCAAAUCCUAUCUCUCUUAUUACAAGAUUCAAUUCUUUGGAAACAAUUCUAAAAGAGUACAUUAUAAACUCGGAUUUCCUUGAUGAAUUGGAGACUGUAAAAAUGAG